Molecule: messenger RNA, 5813 nt
Organism: Aplysia californica (California sea hare)
Lineage: Eukaryota; Metazoa; Mollusca; Gastropoda; Aplysiida; Aplysiidae
Product: T-complex protein 11-like protein 1
Exons: 11
Coding region: 600-2105 (501 amino acids)
Biological process (GO): signal transduction
Source: RefSeq, a predicted model, not a curated record
CAAAACUCUGUAUGUUUUGCGCUGUCGUAAAAUAACCCUCUAACAGUUGUCUUGGAGUUAAAGAGAGACCAAACCGUUUAAUCAGCCAAUACGGCUAUCAUGCUAAUGGUAACGGAAUUGCUUUGUCAGAAAAUAAACACGCAACACGCGACUUCUUUAUCUGGUGUCUAUUUAUAGCAUGCAAGCUGAAGAAUCAUCCGCAUCAUGUCCUAGUUUAGCGUUGACGUCACUUCCGUAAACAACAAUUCAUCAACAAUCUUCAGCGUUCUUUUGGUUCAAGAAUAUUCCUGUAUUUUCUCCACACUGUGUGCCUAUGUUUCUGUAAGUGAAGACUGACAUUCCAUGCAGUUGAUUUCAGGGAGGAGAGACAGUCAGGUGGUAUUGCGGAGAAAAAGAAUGAAACUCCCUCACACAAGCAAAAAGCAAAAUUUUAUCUAAACCCUUUAAGUCUGAACGCUUAAAAUUAUUUUUUUUAAUUGUCAGAGGGCAAAGUCUUCAGUCUAACUUCAUAUAUGUGCGGGUGAUCAAUUACUCAAGAAAAACAUAAGAAGCCAUUCUGCUUGCUGAGGUUUUUAUUUGAUUAUUUGACAUCAAAUGCCAUGUCAACCCCUGACAAAAACAAAAAGCUGUCUGAUGAACAAGAGGGAGAGGACAAUGGACAACAGGCCUCCCCGAGACGAGCUGGCAUACCAGAUGAGCUUCUUAAUAUGGUCGGAGCCUCUCCCCCAAAGUUUGUGAACUUUGAUCAACUCAUGCAGGCAGCUGAUGGAAUGAAGAAUAUGUCUCUAGCCCAUGAGAUUGCUGUCAACAAUGAUUUUGAGUUGGAGCAACAGAUUGCUCCACCAAAUAGUCUGGAAAAACAAGUACGGGACACUGUUCAGAGAGCAUUCUGGGAUGCAUUUGAAGACAAACUGAGCAGAGACCCACCUGACCUCAGCAUGGCUUACGGCAUGUUGGAGGAACUAAAAGAGAGCUUGAUCGCUAUUCUGCUUCCUCAACACCAACGUUUGAAGGAUCAGAUCAAUGAAGUGCUUGACCUCUCUCUUAUUAAACAACAGAUGGAAAACGAGGCAUUUGACUUUGACUUCUAUGGCAGGUAUGUGACAGACACCAUGGCAAAGCUUUGCGCCCCAGCCAGAGAUGAAAAAAUUGCGGAAAUCAAGGGCAUGAAGGAGGUCACACCAAAAUUCAGGGCAAUUUUGGAAAUGCUGGAGCUAAUGCGAAAAGACAUGGCCAACUUUACUAUCAGGCAGAUCCGUCCAUACAUCCAGCAAAACUCUAUUGAGUAUGAAAGAAAGAAAUUCUCUGACUAUUUUGAUGCUCAGAAAGCUCUUGGAAUCAAUGCCCUGCAAUACACUGAAGUGUGGCUACAAAGGAAUUACCAGAAAAUGCUGCAGAAUGCUUCUGACCCGCAAAUGUCCAGUGGAAGCCAAGAUAACCCCAUGCCAACUCCAGCCAAUGUAUUGACACAGGCCUAUGUGGAGAUUUUGAAUUGGUCAGACCCUAUGAACUUCCCUGAGACGUUGAUGAUGGACCAGUUUCGUUUCAUGGGUAUGAGGGACAAGCUACAGAUGCUGGGCCUGAUCUCAUCCGUACAGCUGAUUACGUAUAGCGUAGUGGGACCUUCCGUGGAGGGAGUGGAGCAGCUGAAGAAACAACUGAAGGAGCAUGUUGAGAUUUUGCUCACGGACAGAGGAGAAAAGGGCAUCGGUGAUAUCUUGGACUCUGUGUCAGAGCAGGUGGUCAAAGAUGUUGGCGAGAGUCUGGCCAGUCGCCAGCUGCCCCCGCUGAGCGAGGACAAGAAGGAAGGGCUUAAAGGCCAGAUUGCCAAUUUGGGCUCCAGGGAGAACAAAGUGCGACAGAUCAUGAUGAAUCGUCUCUUGGAGUUCAUACAAGAAGGCAUAUCUGGCAAAAGUUUGAAUAAUCUACGAGUGCCAAAGGGUUGCACAGCGGUACAGCAAGAGCUGGCACAGGUUCUGGGGAACUUCCUGCGUCUGACCUCACACAAUAGGUCCGUGUUUGGUGCUCAGUACACUCAAAUCAUUGAGCUGUCAGUGAACCGCAGCAGUGAUGUGGCUGAGGCAUCAGGAGGUCAAAGCUGCUGAGGGCUAGAGGUGGAAAACGGAAUUGUAUUCUCUUCCAUCAGGUCUGAGUCUUUGCGAUAGAUGGUUUAUUCAGAAAUGCCAUCCCUUCCAAAGACCAUACUUCUCUUACCGCAAUGCUGGCUAUUAUUUUAACAAACAAAAAUAAGAUUUCUGUUUGUGAAAAAAUUGGUUGUGGCAGCUUUCUGCCCGAUGUCUAGUGGCAAAAUGUGUACCGUGAAAGGCAGCUGUUUGUAUUUGUGAGAAUGCAGUUUGUGGAGAGUGCCCAGCAAAAGACAGAGAUUCUGUUAUACGUACUGGUCAAAUAAACUGUAACUGCAGCAGAAAUCCGAAUGUCAUGGUUUUUUGUAAUAUUAGAGAUGGUUAACUUGCCAAGAGGAUAGAGAAUGAUGUUACUGCUACCACUUGUGAUAAGCAUAAUUUUUAGUGAGCGGAGGGCGAGAGGUAACUAUAUGUCCACAUUCCUUAUUUUGAGAAAAAUGGAUUUUUAAGGCCAGGUGUAUAUGGCUACUUCUGGACGUAGAUAUCCGCUAUGUCGUGAAUUGUAAUCAUGGCAAAACUACUGGGGGUAUUGGUUCAGUAUUUACAGAAAUGAUGCAGUAUCAUUUGAAGGCUUCCAUUAUGCUAUUCCUGGCAUUUCAGCCAAAACGGACAUGGUCGCUUCUGGCUCUCAGCCCACACUUUGUUUAUUUGAUCAUGGUGAAAAUGUUUCUAUAUAAGGUCCAAGACCUGUCUCAUUAUUACUGAAGUCCUCUGUGAAAUAGAGGCAAGUGAGUCACGGGCUGAGCUGUAAAGGAGUUAAAAUUAGAAAAACAACUAGUCCAUUGAAUAUUUUUAAAUUGUGAUGUGGCUAUUUACUUUUACAUGACACUUACAUGCAAGUCCGGUACCAUACUUGUAGUGUGUCAGUGUCAAAGGAAUAAUGUUGUCAAUGUUUCUUAGAAAUUGUGAGUGGAAUGUGCUUGAUGUAGAUCUUAUGUGUUUACUAAUUGUGGGGCUUUGACUGGGUUGUCCAUAUUAGAUAGGAAAGGAAAAGAAAGACAAGAAGAUUAUGUGCAAGUGAUGAAGAAGGGGUACACUAAAAGAGAAAAUCAUUGUGUGGAGAGAGAGAGAGAGAGAGAGAGAGAGAGAGAGAGAGGUUUACAAAAGAGAAGUAUUCGUUUGUGAAGAUGAACUUUUUUUUCAUUGGCUUCAAAUUGUUGAGACUUGUUUGAGUUCAAAGCCUUAACCUUCUUGGUGAGUAAAACUAAUCUCGUCAUGAAGUAUUUUCCCUGAUUUCUCUGGGGAAAGAGAUGAUAUUCAAGGGGCAAAAGAUAAUUUGCUGUAUGGAGCCAAGUUUCCAUGUCCUGUUAAAAUAGACACAUCUCUGGGACAUGGUUGUUUUAAAGGUCGAUCUUAUUCCUGAAACCCUAUAUAGGUGCCAUAUGCCAUGUAUUUUGAGAGCACUUUGUGGCUCUUGCCAUUCAUGUUGAACGCAGUUAUGGUGCAUGAUUGUUCUUUCUACAUGUAGUGAAAGAGGAGAGUGAAAUGACCUGGCUCAUUGUUAUUGCCCUCCGAAAACAACUGUCAGUAAUAUGGUAAAACAUGCGCUGGACUAUGGUGAAGAUAGCCCUGAUUUGAAUCCCCAUGAGGGUGAUUUUAUUAUUUGUAAGCAGGUGUGGGGAGUGUGCCAGGUUCCCUAACCUGUCAGCUCAGCCCCACUUGGGAGAUGGGUGUUAAGUUCAGAGGUCCUGCCUCUUGUAAACUCACAUUUUUAUAGGGGUGCUACAACCAUACCAUAUCAUUCUACCUUGAUAGUAAUGUGGGCAUUCACUUACUUAUACUAUAUCUUGUUUUAUGAAGUUACUUGUGUACCGGGUACCAUAAAACUUCUUUGGGGAAUGCUUUUUUGGCAAUCCUUUUUGAUGCAAACUUGGAAGAGCGAUUACAAAGGAAAGCAGUUUUAGAACUUUCUAAAAAAAACAUUUCCGUCCUUGUUUCACUCUUGUAUGAGUUGAUUUUUGGCCUGGUGUCUAUAAACAUAACCUGGUGUGUUCUUUGAGCACAGAUAUGGUGAGACUUAAUGCUAUGUUGUUAUUGCCGGGGGAGGUGAUUUUUUUAAUCCUUUUUAAAAGUAUAAAAUCAUCUCAUCUUUUCUAAUAUAAUUUGUUGGCAUUGCCUGCCUAAUAGUAGUGGCAUGUAACAUGCUGUCUCCAACCUUAGAAUUUUCUUUUUUUUUCUUUUUGCCACACAUGACUGAUUGCACCUCAGUUGUAUUCCUGUGUGUUGUUCUUUUCUGCUUUUAUACACAUGGACCUCCUUUUACUCUUUAGCAGUUUAAAAAACUUGGUUUGUUUUAUGUUUUAGGUUAUUGGCUCUGAGUCCACUGAGAAAUAUGCUACUGUUUAGACAAUCAGCUGAUGGUGUAUGUCAAUAGUCAAUGUGAGGAAUCUGCCAGAAAAGCCUGUCCGGUCAAAAAAUGGGAAUUAUGAGGAAAUCAAUUUUUAAAAAGCUUGUAAUGCAUAGCGCCGUUUCUAUUAAACUGUUAGUUUAUGUUUAAUUUCCUUCACACUGAAAGUCUAGAACCCAGGUGGUCUCUGGAUCGGAAAAGUAAAGUAAAGUAUAUUUAAUUUCCCAUGCAGCUAAGAACAUUACUAAACCAACAGUUGAACGGAAGUUUUGAAUCUACAAGCUUUUAAAACUCAUGUACUCGUGAUAUCCAUUUUGUGAUUUCACCUCGUUUUUCUUCCAUAGUAUAGUUAUGUGUGUAACUACUAACAUCAGGGAGAACAGAUGUCGUUUUAAUUUCUCAUGUGUUUGGAAAUGGUAUUGGCAAACCUUGAAUGUGUGUUGUGAUUGCUAAAGGUCAGUGUUAACUUUUUAUAUGAAGAAAUGUAGCGUGCUGUGUGAGAAUGUGUGGUAAAGUUGGUGCUUUACUUUUACUUUAUCGUAUGUAGUGUGUAUUAAACAUACAUGACCUGUUUUCUAUGAUUAGAUGUUUAACAUGUCGCAGAUGUUUGCUGUCCGCUAGAACCCAAAAUUGUGAUUUGUGGUCUUGAGUUUGAAGCAAUGUGACUUGAGACCUCUUGCUUGACCUUAUUUAUUUCUAUGGAAGAGCAAAGUUCAGCUCAAAUUCAGUUACGCCGCUUAGAAAAAAAAAAUUUCACAUCUGUCUUGAAAGAUGGUAGUGACAUUUUCCAAACUUAUGUUUUAAUGGUAACGCUCACUAACUAUGUAAGUCUGAAAUUAAGUCAAGUUUUAUUUUUGUCCAAAAAAUGGUUUGGAAAUUAUAUUGCAUCAGUGCAAAUUUACAGAGUGAAAAUGAUUAAAUAUUACAUUGGCAUGAAAUGUGUUCAUCCAUAUUCUAUGGCGCACUUGAUAAUCACACACUGUUUUCCUUAAAAGUAUGUCAUGUUAAAAUUUUAGAUUUACAUGGACUGUGACUAUACUGUUACAGUUGAUGUUGAUUUUCUCAAAACAGAGCUAUAAUACCUUCUUUUUUCCCCCACCAUUCUGCUCCAUAUUUUUGUGAGUUCUGUGAGCUAGGCUGGUAAAGAAAACAGUUUUCAGAAAUAAAUAUAUGUAAAAAUAAAAAUAGCGACAUAUUAGGCAUCUAGGAUGUCAUAUUGUUCUUUCAUUUUAGAUGAGGCUUUUCAUGUUUUGCAUUUCAAAAAUAGCAUUACAAUUCAUACGUUUUAAAAAAUUGAAAUAAACUUCCUUUACACAGUGAAA